GUGGCAAGAUGAAGCAUCCUUCGUUAGUUGAUUAGAUAGGGCGACAAACCGUCAAGAAUACCGUUAGCGAGAAGCCGUGAAUCUGAUAUGUACGCAAUUUUUCAAGGAUAGGGCAACAAUUGUGAUCGUCUCCUUCCUCCCAUGAUCCAUCUGCUGAUUUCCUUCCCUCCCACCACAAGGUUUUUGACUUGUCUCUCCGCUGCUUCUGUUUCAAUUUUGACCUCGCCCACAUACCAAUUGGGCUUUUGGAGAUUAUUAUUGCAUCCUGUGGGAAGCUCAAAGCAACGGGGUGGAAAGAUGGCACUGCGUCUGAUUCUUCGGCAGUGUGGCCGCAACACCAUGUUGAAAUCCAACCACGCAUCGCUGCCUGUGCUUGUUGAGAAUGCAUGCAAGGCAGCUGAUGAUCAAAGCAGAGCAGCCUGCCAGCACGGCAGUGACGUCCGACUUUUCUCUGGCGCUGCCGCUCCUUCCGCUUUCAGCUCCACUCCCUACCGCUUCAUGAGCAGCUACACCAGCGCCACUCUCCCCCACAUCGAUGACGAGGAUGUCAGCAAGGCGAUCAAUGCCCUGCUCGCCUCCAACUGGCAAAAGCUCCCAGAGGAAGUCAAGAAGGACGUGCAGGCCGUCCUCAGCAAAGGCGGUUCUCAAUCGGAGCUGCUGAAGGACGCCUGGAGGGCUGCGGAUGCGGUUGAGAAGUUUUCAGACAGGCUGGAGCAGAUGAGGAUGGAGCUGGACGAUCAGAGCAAUGAUGGCAAUGCCACUAAGGACACGUUUGCGGCGGCGCUUGAGGCUGUGAAGGACCGGUAUGACCGGUACCUCGGGAGCUUUGGGCUGGACGAGAACUGGCUCAGGAAGAAGGUGGAGAUGGAGCUGGGCACGCCCAUCAUGCAGCUCAAGCAGCGCGUCAGCGGCCUUGGAGCAGAGUGGAGCAAGAUAAGCCUCUUGAGUACGACGGGAAUCUGGGGGUCUUACAUUGAGAGGAGAUAUGAAGCGUAACAAAACUGAAUGUUGAAAAGGGUCCACCGUCUCCCCCGCCCGUGCAUACACUUUUCGCAAGUAAACAUAGCUAGUUCCAGACACGAUUUCCCGAUAUGAAAAGGACAGAGUCGCUGGUUAUGGCAUGGUCCAUCAAGUAGGAGUGGCUAUGCUAGCUUCACACCACUUUGAAUUCUGCUGACAGCCAUUUUGUACAUACGGUUUCAAACAGUGCCGCAGGAUGGACUUACUGACAACAGUACUCAGGGCAUAUUUUGCCUGGACGCUUUGGCAUCUUUUGGUGGCCUAUAGCGCCCUGGAUAGAUGUUCACCAUUAGCACAUGGAUGUAUCUCCGAU
This is a messenger RNA of Klebsormidium nitens, 1333 nucleotides long. The record is from the annotation of a GenBank genome assembly. Lineage: Eukaryota; Viridiplantae; Streptophyta; Klebsormidiophyceae; Klebsormidiales; Klebsormidiaceae.